Aspergillus aculeatus ATCC 16872 is the source of this 1191-nucleotide messenger RNA. RefSeq names its product glutaminyl-peptide cyclotransferase family protein. Gene Ontology annotation, molecular function: glutaminyl-peptide cyclotransferase activity; zinc ion binding. Lineage: Eukaryota; Fungi; Ascomycota; Eurotiomycetes; Eurotiales; Aspergillaceae. The transcript has a single exon. The record is from RefSeq and is a predicted model, not a curated record. The coding region runs from base 1 to 1191 and encodes 396 amino acids.
AUGAUUCCGCUGCUGCCGCACCGUGGCCUUCUGCGCCCCUUAUUGUCCACCUGCCUCGCCAUUUUCCUCCUUCUCGCGUCAGGAACAGCCUACGAAACCGUCUCGGACGAGACUUUGCGAUUCCUCCCGCGGCCCGGGAAGGAUUUCGAUAUCCACGAUGGUGCACUCCUCGCCCCGAUCCUGGUGCCCCGUGUCUCCGGGACUGCGGGUAACACCGCCGUCCUAAAUCACCUUGCGGAGUUCUUCCGCACCUCGCUCCCGGAGUGGACGCUGCAAUUCCAGAACUCGACAUCGAAGACCCCAGUCUCCAAGGGGAAGGAGGUUCCCUUCGUCAACCUCAUCGCCUCCCGGGAUCCGCCCGGCGCCAGCCCCGGCGACGUCGGACGCCUGACCCUAGUUGCGCAUUACGACAGCAAGUACGAACCGGAAGGCUUCAUCGGGGCGAUCGACAGUGCCGCGCCGUGCGCGAUCAUGCUGCACGCCAUGCGGAGCAUCGACAGCGCCCUGACGAAGAAGUGGGAGGACAUGCGCGCCCAGGGGCAGCUACAUCUGCUGGAGGAACAACAGGGCAUCCAGGUCAUCUUCAUGGACGGGGAGGAGGCUUUCAAGGAGUGGACGGCCACCGACUCGCUGUACGGUGCACGCUCCCUGGCGGAGCAGUGGGACUCCGAGGUUCACUCGGCGAUGUCCGUGUACCGGUCGCCGCUCGACUCGAUCUCCCUGUUCGUACUGCUGGAUCUGCUAGGCGCCAAGGACCCCACGAUCCAGUCGUUCUUCCCCACCACGCACUGGGCGUACAAGAAGCUGGCCACGCUGGAGCGGCGGCUGCGGGAGCUGAAGCGGUUCCGGUCCUCGGAUUCCGGACGGUCCUGGUUCCCUCAUCAGUCAAGGAGCGAAAAUGAGAUCCCGAUAUACAUGCACAUUGAAGACGACCACAUUCCUUUCCUGAGACGAGGCGUGGAGGUCUUGCAUAUCAUUGAUGCCGGCGAUCGGGGCUUUCCCACGGUCUGGCAUACGAUCAAGGAUGACGGCGAACAUCUGGAUAUAGACACCGUGGAGGACUGGAGCGUACUGUUCACUGCGUUCGCGGCCGAGUGGAUGGAGCUCGAAGGCUUCAUGUCUGGAUCCGGGGCCGGUGCUGGCCCCGUCCACAAGCGCUCUACUAACAGCUGGGCUAAGACGGAAUUGUAA